This is a messenger RNA of Rhizophagus irregularis DAOM 181602=DAOM 197198, 1082 nucleotides long. RefSeq lists its product as uncharacterized. Gene Ontology annotation, molecular function: D-mannose binding. Gene Ontology annotation, biological process: endoplasmic reticulum to Golgi vesicle-mediated transport. Gene Ontology annotation, cellular component: endoplasmic reticulum-Golgi intermediate compartment; endoplasmic reticulum membrane; COPII-coated ER to Golgi transport vesicle. The record is from RefSeq and is a predicted model, not a curated record. Lineage: Eukaryota; Fungi; Glomeromycota; Glomeromycetes; Glomerales; Glomeraceae.
UAACUUUUUACCAGCUCUAUAGAACACGAUGAAGGGUUUGUUCAAAUGUCUUGCCCUAUUGGGGCUUGCUGUUUGUUCCACGUUUGCAUAUGAUGCUACAACGGAAGAUGAUGGUAGUCAGGCAAUUCCGCUUCGAACCCAUUCUAUUUAUAUGCCUUAUAUUGAUCAAGACUUUCAAAGUCGAUGGUUUGAUUUUGGUGCUGAUACAGUGAUCAAUACUAACAAGCACGUUAGACUGACCUACGAUCGACCAUCCCAGACUGGCUGGUUAUGGAGUCGUCUGCCCAUAACUUCUACAAAUUGGCAAGUAGAAUUCGAAUUUAACAUUGAUGGACAACAUCCGACUCUUCAUGGCGAUGGAAUGGCUGUAUGGUUUACAUCGGAACGUGCCAAAGUUGGUCCUGUCUUCGGAUUCAUUGAUAAGUUUGAAGGACUUGGUAUCUUUUUUGAUACAUAUGCCAACGCCAGACAUCCCCAUUCAUUCCCUUACGUCAUGGCCAUGGUUGGUGAUGGUACAACUGAAUAUGAUCACGAUAAUGAUGGUAAAAAGAAUGAAGUUGCGGGAUGUGAGGCUGAUAUAAGAAGUAAACAAGUAGCAACCAAGGCACGAAUAACUUAUUAUAAAAAUACUUAUCUUGAGGUCAAAUUACAAUAUAAAGCAUGGGAUCAAUGGGAACCAUGUUUUACCAUUCCUAAUGUUACUAUUCCCUCAGUUGCUUACCUUGGUUUCACUGCUUUAACAGGUGAAGUUAGUGAUAACCAUGAUAUUAUUAGUGUUACAACAAAUAACAUCGUCUCUGUGCCACCAAGAUCUUAUAAGCCAUCUAUACGCCAACAAGAUCCUUCGUCUUCAAGUUGGUUUGGUCUAUUAUUCAUAUUAAAACUUAUUGCGACCUUCGCUUUUCUUAGUGUCUUGGUUCUUGUUUACAGAAUGUACAAGAAUCAAUCAAAUAAAAGGUUCUAAACUUCUAAUUAUUUUAUUGAAUAUUUUGGUAUAUUAUGAGUAAAAAAAAAAAAAAUUAAUAAUAAUUAAUUCUAGAUUAGAUAAAAGUAAUAAAAAUAAAAAUUGCUUUUUUAUUAGU